Messenger RNA from Cucumis melo (muskmelon), 1008 nucleotides. RefSeq lists its product as uncharacterized. NCBI's taxonomy places the organism in Eukaryota, Viridiplantae, Streptophyta, Magnoliopsida, Cucurbitales, Cucurbitaceae. Bases 1 to 1008 code for a protein of 335 amino acids. The record is from RefSeq and is a predicted model, not a curated record. The transcript is spliced from 2 exons.
AUGGACUCAGAUGAUCUGGAUGAUGUCCCUUUAGCUCGUUUGUUGAAGAAGACCAAUGUCCCAGAGGUUACUGUUCAAAUACCAGCGGCUCUUUUCGUGUCUAUUCAUUCUCAAGAAAGCUCGUCGAUUGAGGGAGUAUUUGUUCCUACUCCCGGUAUUCCUCUAGCUUCUAAUGUUCAACCUGGUCCAUCGAUGCAUUCCCCUCCUUCUUUGUCACUUCCCUUUGCACCAGAUGAUGCCCAUGCAUAUGUUCCUGAUAAUGUUCCUGGUGAUGUUUCUGUUGCACCUGAAGGGAAAACCGACUUUCAAAGUGAUGAGAAUGAGGUAGACCCUUCAAACCCUGAUGUGUGCACUGAAGAAGUUUCCACAAAUGCUGAUGAUACUCCUGCUACUACACUCAGUUCUUCUGAAGUCCCGGUUGCACAGAAGCCAAUCAAGAGGAAAUCACAACAAAAUCGGCGUAAUAUAACCACCAAAACAGGCAGAAAGAAGAUUCCUCCUAAUAUUCCAUCUGUUCCCAUUGAUGGAAUCUCGUUUCAUCACGAGGAGAAUGUUCAGCGUUUGAAGUUCAUGGUUCAGCAGCGAUUAGCAGUUGAGGUAAAUGUUUCUGACAAACAUCAAUCUUGCAUGAGUAUCAUGGACCUCAUUAAAAGAGCAGGAAAUGUUGUUGAUAUUGACUGUUCUCCAUCAUCUCCCUCCACUGAUGUUCUGGCUUCUGUAUUAUCUGGUGGGACUCUGUCUACGUGGCUUGUCAAUGGAAUCCCUGCAGUCGCUCUUAGCAUCAAAUAUGCCAUUCUGCAUAAGAUUGGUAUUGCUAAUUGGUUCCCCUCCUCUCAUGCCUCCAGUGUAUCUGCAGUCUUAGGAACUUUUUUGUAUCAAAUCUGUAAUGACAAUAAGGUGAAUACAGGUGCUUUAAUAUAUAAUCAGCUGUUAAGGCAUGUUGGUUCGUUUGGGGUCAAGGUUCCAAUUGCUCUCCGCGAUUUUUCUCGAGUCUACUACUUCACUUAA